UUCUUUCUAGGAGGCAGCCCUUGGCACGCUCCAACUUUGGGUUUCCGAACGACACCCGCCAUCCUGCUCUUUUUUUCCGCGUGUUCCCCCGACCGCAUUCUAUGCGGGUCACGAAACCGCAAGCGGAGGUCCGCUGCGGGCUGUCUCGGAAAGCUGGUUCUGGGAGACCCGACGUGCGGUGUAGGCUGCCUUGGUUCGUGGUGAUAGUCGUCUUUCCCCAGACCUGCAGAAAAACCUCCUCACUGUCACUUCAAAGCAUCUGCGUCACUGUUUCAUGACAGCACAUCGGUUGCGACCGCUCGUGAACGUCUGAAGCACGCCGCCUCAAGCUGCAUGAAGAACACUAUGCGAGCCAGCGUACAGGGCACGGCGCUAUAUUCUUGAUGCUCGCGUUAUCUUGCAGCGGACGUUAUAACAGACUUCUGAGUUCUUCGCUUGCCCGUUUGCUGUCUGCAAGCGACGCAGAUUGUGACGCUCACUGCAACAGACUUACCGCCGCGUACGACGCCUCGCUUGCCUCCACGCACCCAGGCGCUCGCCGUUACAGUACCGUGUGCGCUUCCCGCCUCGUCUACAUCUCACAUGAAUACCGCGUUACGCGCGUCAUACUUAGCGGAGAAGGAACGACAGAGGAGGUACCUUCCCGUCUUGCUUAUUCGUUGGUGAAUACAAACGAUGGAGGGUGUUACUAGCCAACUCGUACACCGCUACUCCGAACGAGAUAUAAUCGGAGUGUACAUCGAGUGGGCAGGGACUCGUUCAUCUCGGGAGCUCUCGACCUGCCACUCCAAGAGCCGUUCGCGCAUGCCUUUGGGCAUAGUGGCAUGGAAACAAUCACUUCGAAACACAUGAGCAUGGCGACUCGAAUCUGUCGGGAG
Messenger RNA from Laetiporus sulphureus 93-53, 878 nucleotides. RefSeq lists its product as uncharacterized. The coding region runs from base 384 to 692 and encodes 102 amino acids. The transcript is spliced from 2 exons. The record is from RefSeq and is a predicted model, not a curated record. NCBI's taxonomy places the organism in Eukaryota, Fungi, Basidiomycota, Agaricomycetes, Polyporales, Laetiporaceae.